Molecule: messenger RNA, 3640 nt
Organism: Saimiri boliviensis boliviensis (Bolivian squirrel monkey)
Lineage: Eukaryota; Metazoa; Chordata; Mammalia; Primates; Cebidae
Gene: WFIKKN1
Product: WAP, follistatin/kazal, immunoglobulin, kunitz and netrin domain containing 1
Biological process (GO): transforming growth factor beta receptor signaling pathway
Cellular component (GO): extracellular region
Molecular function (GO): receptor antagonist activity; serine-type endopeptidase inhibitor activity; transforming growth factor beta binding
Source: RefSeq, a predicted model, not a curated record
GGGCCGGUGCUGCUUUGUACCUGGCAAACUGACCCCUGGCCUUUGCUUUGCUUCUGUUCCCUCCGCUGACGGCCGACCUACAGCUGUUAGUUGGGUUCACCUCGAAGUGAGGGCUGGAGCUGGGCUAGAGCGGCCGGGCCUGGUCACAGCCGUUGUGCACUUCCUGGUGGUCCGGUCCCCAGCUGGGUUGUGCUGAGCCCUCCCUCACAGCCCCCAGCAGCAGCCUGGGGCAGACUGUCCCCAACAGCAGCAGGGACCCCAAAGGCCAGGCCCUGCAGUCAUUCGGCCCCCUCAGCAAAAGAGCCGCCUGCACGCUGGGCUGCCUGCCGUGCCCGGCCCAGGGGUGGGUGGACACCCCAGAGGUCACAGCUGACCCGGAACGGGACACUCCAGUCAGGACAGGGACCACAGCCUCUGGCUCAGGCACCUACCUGUGCUGUUCCGGGGGGAACAUUGGGCCGUAACCCCUCCCUGGCAGCCCCAACAGGGAGCGCUGUUUCAGAUCUGGCCCAGCUGACCCACCCCCACGCUGUCAGGGUCCACCCCAGAUACCCUUGUAGAGCAGGGACUGUGGCGCCUGGAGGCUGUAUGGGACUCAUUCUGACCAGACCAGGCUCCUAUUACCCUGCCUCACGGGUCAGAGGUCAGGCGCAGGGUUGUCGGACAUUUUCAGUCAGGUCUCAGAGAAAGCCACCCCCUGGGCCCCCAGGCCUCUGCAGCCACAGAGGGUUUGGAAGGGCAGAUUCCAGGCGGCCCUUUGUCCUGCUGCACCAGUCAGGCUGGCCCCCUGCCCUCCCGAUGAGGAGGAGCCAGCCUUGGGGGGAUGUGUGCCCGCUGGUGGGGGGUGGAGGUGGGAACUGCGGCAGGCUAGGCUCCGGUGCCCCAGGACUCUUGCUCUUUUCAGCUGCAGACGCCCUUGGACUUGGCCUUCCUUCGGGUGGCGCCGUCCCACGCCGAGCUACGUGCUGUGCAGUGCGUGGGCUGAAGCUCCAGCGUCAGCGUGUGGGGGUGCUCUUGUGUUUGUGGGAGGCAAACUCUUCCUGCUGCACCUGCCCCGCUUUGUGGACAGGCCUGAGCCCCAAGCCCUCAGCCGGGUUUCAGGGAUGGAGUAUCUGGGAAUGCAGUCCUGUCGUGUCAGGCCCCACCCCACCAGGGGUGGCAGAGCAGAGGAGGCGGGCUGCGCUGGGAGUCCUGCAGGCCCCUGUGCCCCUAACAGAGCCGUGGAGGAAGAAACCUCACAGGAGCGGAGUGGAGCCCUCGGCCUGACCCAGACACACGUGACCAUUGCCAGCCUGGACCUGCCUUGAGGGACCCAGGCUGUGGUCAGCCACACUCGGCAGGGAGGUCCUGUGCCUGCCACCCCCGCAGCACAGGAGCCUGGGGUCCAGAGGGCGUCAGGGACAAAAGCUGGGAUUGCUGGCCCUGCCCCCACCCUCCGGAGGGUCGUCAAGGAGACUGAUCCCAGUCCUGGGUGUAUAGGAAGGGGCUCAGAUUACAGGGUCCCCUCCCCUCCCCCUCUCCGGCCAGAGCCAGCCCUUCUCCGCCCCUGGUGACCCUCAUGGCCAGUGGCUCUGUGCUCCUGGGCCUCUGGCUCCUCCCCAACCUCCUCCCCUCUACCCUGUGCUGACCGGGGCCUGGGAGCCCCCACACGGUUCAGACACAGGGGCCAGGCUAAAGCUGGAGAGGAGCCAGUACGGCACUGACGGCCUCUGAGAACCUGGGAGACCCAGCAGGGGCGUGAGGCCAAGCGUCUGCUGCAGGCUUCCGCCUCGGGUGAAAGGGAGCCCCGGGGGUCCUUGCGGGGGCGCCAACCACAGGCACGGAGGGUGGAUGCCUGCAGGACGCUGGGCUCAGAGGAGCCCGAGGAGGGGCUGGUGGCCACACCCCCCUGCCCCCUGGCUCGGCGGCCCCCAUGCCCACCCCACGGCCACUCCUGCCUCUCCUGCUCCUCCUCCAGCUGACCUCGGGGGCCGGCUUGCUGCCAGGGCCGGGGGGCCACCCGGGCGUGUGCCCCAACCAGCUCAGCCCCAACCUGUGGGUGGACGCCCAGAGCACCUGUGAGCGUGAGUGCAGCAGGGACCAGGACUGUGCGGCCGCUGAGAAGUGCUGCACCAACGUGUGUGGACUGCAGAGCUGCGUGGCAGCGCGCCUCCCGGACAGCCCAGCUGCGCCCGCGACCACGGCGGCCUCCUGCGAGGGCUUUGUGUGCCCACAGCAGGGUUCCGACUGUGACAUCUGGGACGGGCAGCCGGUGUGCCGCUGCCGCGACCGCUGUGAGAAGGAGCCCAGCUUCACCUGCGCCUCGGACGGCCUCACCUACUACAACCGCUGCUACAUGGAUGCCGAGGCCUGCCUGCGGGGCCUGCACCUGCACGUGGUGCCCUGUAAGCACGUGCUCAGCUGGCCGUCCAGCAGCCCAGGGCCGCCGGAGACCACCGCCCGCCCCACGCCGGGGGCCGCACCCAUGCCUCCCGCCCUGUACAGCAGUCCCUCCCCGCAGGCGGUGCAGGUGGGGGGCACGGCCAGCCUUCACUGCGACGUCAGCGGCCGCCCGCCGCCUGCCGUGACCUGGGAGAAGCAGAGUCACCAGCGGGAGAACCUGAUCAUGCGUCCCGACCAGAUGUACGGCAACGUGGUGGUCACCAGCAUCGGGCAGCUGGUGCUCUACAACGCGCGGCCCGAAGACGCCGGCCUGUACACCUGCACCGCGCGCAACGCCGCAGGCCUGCUGCGGGCCGACUUCCCGCUUUCUGUGGUCCAGCGAGAGCCGGCCAGGGACAGGGCCCCCAGUGUCCCAGCCCCCACUGAGUGCCUGCCAGACAUGCAGACCUGCACAGGCCCCGCCUCCCCCUCCCCUGCCUCCCCACACCUGGUCCUCUGGCACUUUGACCCGCAGCGGGGUGGCUGUAUGACCUUCCCUGCCGGUAGCUGUGAUGGGGUGGCCCGGGGCUUCGAGACCUACGAGGCAUGCCAGCAGGCCUGUGCCCACGGCCCUGGCGACGCCUGUGUGCUGCCUGCCGUGCAGGGCCCCUGCCAGGGCUGGGAGCCGCGCUGGGCCUACAGCCCGCUGCUGCGGCACUGCCACCCCUUCGUGUACGGCGGCUGUGACGGCAACAGCAACAACUUCCACAGCCGCGAGAGCUGUGAGGACGCCUGCCCCGUGCCCCGCACGCCGCCCUGCCGCGCCUGCCGCCUCCGGAGCAAGCUGGCGCUGAGCCUGUGCCGCAGCGACUUCGCCAUCGUGGGGCGGCUCACGGAGGUGCUGGAGGAGCCCGAGGCGGCCGGUGGCAUCGCCCGCGUGGCGCUGGAGGACGUGCUCAAGGAUGACAAGAUGGGCCUCAAGUUCUUGGGCACCAAGUACCUGGAGGUGACACUGAGCGGCAUGGACUGGGCCUGCCCCUGCCCCAACAUGACAGCAGGCGACGAGCCGCUGGUCAUCAUGGGCGAGGUGCGCGACGGCGUGGCUGUGCUAGACGCCGGCAGCUACGUCCGCGCUGCCAGCGAGAAGCGUGUCAAGAAGAUCGUGGAGCUUCUGGAGAAGCAGGCCUGUGAGCUGCUCAACCGCUUCCAGGACUAGCCCCCACAACGGGCCUUCACCGCCCGAUGUCCUGGUGAAUAAAUGCACUGCCCGCACCCCAGA